Elgaria multicarinata webbii is the source of this 6222-nucleotide messenger RNA. RefSeq names its product chloride voltage-gated channel 3 (gene CLCN3). The coding region runs from base 216 to 2819 and encodes 867 amino acids. Lineage: Eukaryota; Metazoa; Chordata; Lepidosauria; Squamata; Anguidae. The record is from RefSeq and is a predicted model, not a curated record. Gene Ontology annotation, cellular component: synaptic vesicle; plasma membrane; early endosome. The transcript is spliced from 14 exons. Gene Ontology annotation, biological process: chloride transport; transmembrane transport. Gene Ontology annotation, molecular function: voltage-gated chloride channel activity.
AUUGCAGUUUCUACAACCACUAGUGCAUGCAACAAUGAAAUCUUAAUGCCUCGUGGAACAAGUUAUGCAACACCCUUGUGGAACAGGAAUCAAAAUACUGAAUUUCAUACCUGGUGUUAUCACAGGACAGGGAAUCAUGUGGCCUCCCAAUUGAUGUUGGACUGCAACCCCCACCACUUCUGGAAAGCAUAACCAAUGCUUGCAAAAGCAGCUAAAUGGAGUCUGAGCAGCUGUUCCAUAGAGGUUACUACCGAAAUAGCUACAACAGCAUAACUAGUGCAAGCAGUGAUGAAGAACUUCUAGAUGGAACAGGUGUCAUUAUGGAUUUUCAGACCUCUGAAGAUGACAACUUAUUAGAUGGUGAUGCUUGUAUUGCAGGAACUCAUUAUACAAUGACAAAUGGAGGAAGUAUUAACAGUACAACACACUUACUGGAUCUCUUGGAUGAACCUAUUCCUGGGGUUGGAACAUAUGAUGACUUCCACACCAUUGAUUGGGUGCGAGAGAAGUGCAAAGACAGAGAGAGACACAGAAGGAUCAAUAGCAAGAAGAAAGAAUCUGCCUGGGAGAUGUCAAAGAGUUUGUAUGAUGCAUGGUCAGGAUGGCUUGUCGUAACACUAACUGGAUUGGCAUCAGGUGCAUUGGCUGGGUUGAUAGAUAUUGCUGCAGACUGGAUGACUGAUUUAAAGGAAGGAAUUUGCCUCAGUGCUCUGUGGCUCAACCAUGAACAGUGCUGCUGGGCAUCAAAUGAGACAACAUUUGAAGAGCGAGACAAAUGUCCAAUAUGGAAAACAUGGGCAGAACUAAUAAUUGGUCAAGCAGAAGGCCCCGGAUCCUAUAUAAUGAACUACAUCAUGUAUAUUUUCUGGGCCUUGAGUUUUGCUUUCCUAGCAGUUUCUCUGGUGAAAGUGUUUGCACCUUAUGCUUGCGGCUCUGGGAUUCCAGAGAUCAAAACUAUAUUGAGUGGCUUCAUCAUUAGAGGAUAUUUGGGCAAGUGGACCUUGAUGAUAAAAACAAUCACAUUAGUCUUGGCUGUGGCCUCAGGUUUGAGUUUAGGAAAAGAGGGUCCUCUUGUACAUGUGGCCUGUUGCUGUGGAAAUAUCUUUUCCUACCUCUUUCCGAAGUAUAGCACAAAUGAAGCCAAAAAAAGGGAGGUAUUAUCAGCUGCUUCAGCAGCUGGAGUAUCAGUAGCCUUUGGUGCGCCAAUUGGUGGAGUCCUUUUCAGCCUAGAGGAAGUCAGUUAUUAUUUUCCACUGAAAACUUUGUGGAGAUCGUUUUUUGCUGCUUUGGUAGCUGCAUUUGUUUUGAGAUCAAUCAAUCCUUUUGGUAACAGUCGCCUAGUUCUUUUCUAUGUUGAGUACCAUACUCCAUGGUACCUGUUUGAACUGCUACCAUUCAUUCUUCUUGGUGUGUUUGGUGGGCUAUGGGGAGCAUUUUUCAUCCGUGCAAACAUUGCUUGGUGCCGCCGACGCAAAUCAACAAAAUUUGGAAAGUAUCCCGUUCUGGAGGUCAUCAUUGUAGCAGCAAUAACCGCUGUCAUUGCUUUUCCAAAUCCAUACACCAGAGUCAACACCAGUGAGCUUAUCAAAGAACUCUUCACAGACUGUGGCCCCUUGGAAUCUUCCUCCCUUUGCGAUUACAGAAAUGACAUGAAUGUCAGUAAAAUAGUAGAUGAUAUUCCUGACCGUCCAGCAGGCACUGGAGUGUAUUCAGCUAUAUGGCAGCUGUGUUUAGCUCUUAUAUUUAAGAUUAUAAUGACAGUCUUCACCUUUGGUAUCAAGGUUCCAUCAGGCUUGUUCAUACCUAGUAUGGCCAUUGGAGCAAUAGCUGGGAGAAUUGUGGGAAUUGCUGUGGAGCAGCUUGCUUAUUAUCACCAUGACUGGUUUAUCUUCAAGGAGUGGUGUGAAGUUGGAGCAGACUGUAUAACACCAGGCCUCUAUGCUAUGGUUGGUGCUGCUGCAUGCUUAGGUGGUGUGACAAGGAUGACUGUAUCUCUAGUGGUUAUUGUAUUUGAAUUAACUGGGGGGCUGGAAUACAUUGUGCCCCUCAUGGCUGCAGUAAUGACGAGCAAGUGGGUAGGAGAUGCUUUUGGCAGAGAAGGCAUCUACGAAGCACACAUUCGUCUGAAUGGAUAUCCUUUCUUGGAUGCCAAGGAAGAAUUUACCCACACGACCCUGGCUGCUGAUGUCAUGAGACCUCGAAGAAAUGAUGCACCCCUGGCAGUGUUAACACAAGAUAACAUGACAGUUGAUGAUAUAGAAAAUUUGAUCAAUGAAACCAGCUAUAAUGGUUUCCCUGUUAUAAUGUCAAAAGAGUCCCAAAGACUAGUGGGAUUUGCCCUAAGGAGAGACUUGACUAUUGCAAUAGAAAGUGCCAGAAAGAAGCAAGAAGGCAUUGUUGGCAGUUCCAGAGUGUGUUUUGCCCAGCAUACCCCAACACUUCCUGCAGAAAGCCCUCGACCUUUGAAGCUUAGAAGCAUUCUUGAUAUGAGCCCUUUUACUGUGACAGAUCACACACCAAUGGAGAUAGUGGUGGAUAUUUUUCGCAAACUGGGCCUAAGGCAGUGCCUUGUAACACACAAUGGGAUUGUCUUGGGGAUCAUCACAAAGAAGAACAUAUUAGAGCAUCUCGAGCAACUAAAGCAGCACGUCGAACCCUUGGCGCCUCCUUGGUAUCAUAACAAAAAAAGAUAUCCUCCGUCAUAUGGCCCAGACGGCAAACCAAGACCCCGCAUCAAUAAUGUUCAACUGAACCCAAUAACUGAAGAGAGAGAGGAAAGUGAAGAGGAGGUUCAUUUGUUGAAUAGCACAACACUUUAGCAUGAGGCAUUGCUUUGCAAUGCAAAAGGAAAGCUGGAUUCUUGGAAAAGCAUGCUGCUGGAAUUCAGAAGUUGAUUUAGGAAAAGGCAGAGAGCGAUGGAAAAUGUUCCUCACAGUAACAAAGUGGGUGGGAGCAAAGUCCUGCAGUCCUGCACUGGAUGCGUUCUGAGUUUCUAGAUCUGCCAUGAUAGUGCAGUUGAAAGUUGUGUCAGAUGAUGGAAGGCUCCAAUGUGUACCCUGCUGCUUUAGCACUGAAGAACUUGAUGGUAAUCCCCGUUUCUGGAGAGAUCGUAUUGAAUUGAGCCAUCUUCUGAAGACUGAAAGAUUUUGCCCUUUUUUACCACAGACAAUUGUUGUGUUAACUCGUGAAAUGCAUAGUUAUUCCACAUCACCUCUUUACAUUCCAGAAGAGCUUUUAUUUCUCUCUUCCUCUCCUGAGCCCUAACAGAGCCUCUUUACAAUUGGUGUGUCCUUUUGAAAAGGUAGUUUCUCAUAUUGAGAUGUACUGUGACCUGCUGAGUUUGAUCACAAGAAGAAAGUAUUUCUUGUGCCAUUUAAACUUAGACUUUGUAGAUCACAAAUUUCUUGUGGCAGUUUAGAUCUACUGCAGCAAAAGCAAACUGAGCAGGUAAAAUAACUUGUGUGAAGCAUAUUAGAAAUCUUGCAAUUUGUGAGCUGCAACUUAAACAGCCAAAACAUGUCUCAAGAAGAAUAUUUCUGUUGCAAGAUAAUAAUGUGACCUGGGCUUAUGCAAUUUUUUUGUAUUAUUAAAAACACUAAGGUAUAUACUAAUGUUGUGCAGUGUAAGGAAAAUAUUGCUAUUCUACUAAGAACAGGAACAAGUCUAUAUAAAUGUGUAUUUGGUAACAAUCGCAUGCUCAAACACUGGAUAUCCUCACCUAAAUUAUGAUCAGUCACUUUUUGAUUUCUGUUCCUACAAAAAAGAUAAAAAAUGUAAUCAAAUUUGCACUAGAUAUACAUAUGUUACCAUUUUAUUUAUAUUUUUUAAGAAUUACAUAUACUAAAUACAAAUUAAUAGUCACGCAGUUAAUUUUACCUUUAUAAGAUGAUUUUAUACAAUAAUUUAGAAUCCUUCAUAAGCAAAGGCAAGUUAGGCAAAAACUUACCAAUGGAAAAAGGGUUUAUUUCUUUGUAAUCUAGCCUGAUACUUGAUUAACAUAACAUUAUGUUUUUAAUCAAAUAUUGACCCAAUAUUUGCAAAUAUUGUGCAAUUUAAAAUGUAAUAAUUUAGUUAUACACUGGGAUAAUUCAAUUUUUAAUUUCAGGAAAAAAUGAGCAGCUAAAGUAAUAACUCAGUUUUAGUUCAAAUCAACAGUUACUUGAAAAGUUUUGUAAAGUUUCAAUACCAUCUGCAAUAUGCACAAGCAAUACUUACUUGACAACUGGAAUAUUUUUGUUGUUGUCCCAGUUAAGAAUUUCUGUAUUUUGAAUGCUUGUUUACUGGACAGAAUAUCAGUACAAGACUUAAGAUUAUGUUAUCUUAAGGUAUUGGCCAUAAUAAAACUGAAAUAUAAAUGAGAGAUCUGACUGAUAUCUGAACAUUCCAAGAUGUUACAUCUCCUAACACUGGAAACAUUCAAAUAUUUAUUGAGAACAUGAAACUAGAAUGACUGAGGGCUGCAGGAAGCUUUGUGCGCACACUGGGGCUUCUGACUGUUCCUUCCUGCCCCUGUACUUGAAUUGAUAAGCCUAUUUUGAAAGUCUAGAAUUUCAAAAGCUGCUGUUGAGGCAAAAAGGAUCAGAAGCCCUGCUGCAUACAUGCAAACCCUUGUAAGACCGGAUAAUGCGUAAUGAACAACCAUGUUUGGUUCUGUCUCAUGCCCGCCCACUCUUUCCAUUUUGCAUCUGGUUUAGAAAACGACCCAGGGACACUGAGUUCCUGGGUUGCUCAAUGUGACGUGUGAACCUGUAACUCUUGGUUGUUUCCUCCUCAGUCAACAGCCUAGGAUACCUGGUCCGCAGGUCAUGCCAAACAACCCAGGAAUGCCUCAAGCAGAGGCAGCGAGCAGUGCCAACAGCACAUGGGCUAAACAACUCAUGGGUUGUCAUUACAUGCGAACCAGGUAGCUCUCAGGCUUGUUGACAGUAAUUUAACCCAUUUCUUCUUCUUUUUGUAUAAAACAUGAUACUAGGAUAUCCAGGAUCUUGAUUUGAGGAAACAUAUCCUAAAGGAGUACCAGAAUAAAUUUAGUGUGUUGGUACGUGUGCAACUUUUAAGAACUGGAAAUAAGUAAACAAGUGCUUUGCUAUGUGGCCCAAAUACUGAUUUUUAAAACUUUGACAGUUGUUUAGGCUGUAGCUUUUUUAAAUCCCUUGAUAAUGAUUUUCUGCAGUUCAGCUCAGUGUGAUUAGACACUCCUUUUUUAACGUUUUGCUUUGAACUCCAGCUAAAAGUAGACAUUUGCAAAAAUGUUUAGUUUGGAUCUAAAGGCUGUGUUCCUUUCAUGGAAAGAGCUUGCCCUGUUGAAGGAAGGAACUCUUUGGACCCAAACCAUUCUGGUUUUUUUAGCUAGUUAAAAUUAAUGACGUAUGACUUCCCCUCAUUUUUGUUUGUUGCUUGGCUAUAGAACUGGAAUACCUUUUCAUUUUGAGUUUUUUAUUGGGUAAAUCAUUGUGAACUGAACAUAAUUUGGGCUAUGUGUAAAGACAGUUCAGAAGACUACUUUAUGCUACCAUUCAACACCCACUCUUGAAAACUAAAAAUAAUUAAAAGUCCUCUGUCCUUGGCUCUAAUCAUGUACAUCUAAAAAGAAAUUUUCUGUAACAUCUAAUUUUUAAAGUCUUCUAUUAUGUUUGAAACUCCCCUCCAGUCACUUGCUUUACCAUAAGACACUGAAGGUAUCUGUAUUAAUUAUAAAUUCAGUGCCCUCUGCAGCAUGAGGUGAAAAUAUAGUAAUUCAUGCCCCGGUGUAUUUAAAUGUUAGAUCUUCAUAUUUAGUUCAUCAUUUCUAUAUUGUGCUGAUCUAAUGCACUUUGUUUGCUGUUCUUACUUGCUGAGUUUUCCUUACGGGCACAUAAAAUGUAUUAUCUGCUCAUCAUGCUGCAUUAGAGAUUCUGGAAUUGAAAUAAGUAUGCCUGUGAUGUUCAACAAAAGUGAUUUACUACUAAUGUAGAAAUGUGCAGCGCCUUAUUCAGGUUGGAAGAGGAUGUGGUAUUGGGGGGGUGUGUGUCAGCAUCUUUUUAUUUUGUUUAUAACAGUUCAGUUGACGGUUCAUGAAGAUUGGAUAGGUUGUUAAUCUGAUAUUUCCUAGAGUUGUAUUAAACAUUGAUCUUAAUGUUUUUAUUUAUACUAGUGUGGUAGAGUUGCAUAUCAUUACAGUAAAAUAAAAUCCUAUGACUGAUGAUUUCAUUAGAAAACAUAUUAAAAACUUCUGUGACCAUU